GGCGCCUGAACUUGGUGGAUCUGGCCGGCAGCGAACGCCUCUCUGAAUCUCAGUCAGAAGGGGCCCGCCUGCGCGAGGCACAGAACAUCAAUCGCUCGCUUGCCAACCUCGGCAAUGUCAUCCUUGCCCUCUCAAACCGGGAUGACCACGUGCCGUACCGGAACUCAAAGCUCACGCACUUGCUGAUGGACAGCCUGGGUGGGAACAGCAAGACGCUGAUGCUCCUCAACAUCUCUCCCCGCGAGGAGAACAUCAGUGAAACAGUCAACUCUCUCCGCUUUGCCACCCAGGUGAACCAGUGCCAUAUUGGGACUGCAAGAAAGAACUUCUGAACAAGGUGCCCUCUGCUGCACAGGAUCAUGCUUGUGCAUGGUCCAUGGACCUUUUAUUUUAUUUUAUUCUUUAGUUUAGGACAAAGUAUAUAGCGGCUAUUUUACUCUCAUAGCAGAGAAGGGACUAGACAUCUCACUAUGUGAGCUUGGUCGCUUUUUUUAGCAUGCGUACAACAGUUGUGCCAAUAUGACACAAUUCCUUAUUUUCGCGUCAAAACUGUGAAAGUUGUUGAAAUGACGCCACCACAUUGUGCAACAAUGACUAUCUUCAGUGUUUUCUGUCGUGCUAGUUUUAGCUAGAAGUGGAGGCCACCUUAGCCACCUGCUGUUUCGGCAUUAUUUUAUGUAAUCCAUCCUGACGUGACUGCUAAAUAAAUAAAUAAAAAUGUGGCACAAAGAGAAUAAAGGUUAAUUUUGUGUUC
This is a messenger RNA of Rhipicephalus microplus (southern cattle tick), 754 nucleotides long. Its product is annotated as kinesin-like protein KIFC1. The record is from RefSeq and is a predicted model, not a curated record. Lineage: Eukaryota; Metazoa; Arthropoda; Arachnida; Ixodida; Ixodidae. Gene Ontology annotation, molecular function: ATP binding; microtubule binding; microtubule motor activity. Gene Ontology annotation, biological process: microtubule-based movement.